Molecule: messenger RNA, 887 nt
Organism: Drosophila bipectinata
Lineage: Eukaryota; Metazoa; Arthropoda; Insecta; Diptera; Drosophilidae
Product: trypsin eta
Biological process (GO): proteolysis
Molecular function (GO): serine-type endopeptidase activity
Source: RefSeq, a predicted model, not a curated record
GAACAGAGACCACAAAUGCCACAACUAGCAAAAUGGAACCAAAAAUAGUGGGUGGAACGGCAGUUGACAUUAUUAGUUUUGCGUAUACGGUCUCUAUAAGGCUCACGGCUACGGACCGAAAGAGUUACGGAUCUGGGCACUUGUGUGGUGGCAGUGUAAUAUCCCAACGUUUGGUGGUCACGGCAGCCCAUUGCAUUUACAACUCUAAUACGAAAAAGUAUCGAACGGCGGGUGAAUACUUCCUUGUUAUGGGCAGUAGCUAUUUGAAGACCCGGGACCCUAAUUAUACCCUGGAGUUUUACGUCCAGCAGUUGGUCGUUCAUCCAUCCUACAAUCAUGAUUCUCUGACCAAUGAUAUUGCUCUGAUGUUUAUUAAUGGAUACAUUCCCUGGAGCGCUAUUAGCGUGAGGGCUUUGGAUCUGAAUUCAGCGGCUUUGGUCGCGGGAACUGGGUGUUACAUUGCCGGAUGGGGUUUACUUGAGGAGGGUGCCAGCAGCACCAGUAACGCCCUACAAGCUGCUGUGGUGCCCAUAGUGGCUCAUGACGUCUGUGCUUUAUCCUAUCAGCCCCUACCCGAUUCCCAGGUGUGUGCCGGCCUUACGAAGGGCGGAGUGGAUGCCUGCCAGGGUGACUCCGGUGGGCCACUGGUGUGCAAAAGUGUCCUGGCCGGUGUGGUGUCCUACGGCUAUGGCUGCGCCCAGCCCGGUUAUCCCGGUGUCUAUACCAAUAUUACCUUCUAUCGCGAUUGGAUUAUCCAGCAGAAUAGUUCCUUUGACUAUACCGUUUUUCGUAAUUCCGGAAUACGGCAAGGAACUGGUUCUAUCCUUUUGAUUGUCUUGGCCAUCGUCCUGGCAGCAUGGACCAGGGGACUUUGAUUCCCAAAAGAA